GACUCGAGACGAAUAGAGUCCAAACUCCGCCACAGCUGCUACACUCCUAUUGUCACUCGAUACUUUUCUUGUGCUGCCAUCGUUUUGGCCCAAAUGCCUAGAGCUCAGGGCGGCACUGCCCAGCUGGCAGCAGCCAGCGGCUGCCAGCAGCUGGCUAGGUCGUCCCAGGGACGAGUUGCCAGCCAUGGUCAGGGGCAAAGAAAACUGGAAUACGCUGAAUUAUUCGAAACAAAGACUUACAGAUGACGAUAUAGCUGGCCUCCACCUCUCACAGGAGCGCAGAACCUUCGUGGAGGUGGAUUUCUCCUGCAAUAAGCUAACUUCUUCCGGUCUCGAAGCAAUUGUGAAAUUCUGCAUCCACUGCCCAGACUUGUGUGUUUUCAAGGCCUUCAAGAAUGAGAUUGAUGAUGCGGGAGCGCGUCACAUUGCAACGCUGCUGGACAAGUGCAAGUCAAUCGAAGAGAUCCAUUUGUCCCACAACUACCUCACGGCCAAGGGUGUCCGUACAAUCAUCAGAGCAGCCGACUGGAAAAGGCACAAUACUGAAUCUCCGCUUUGGCUGCGCUUGGAACAGAACUACGUGGCUUCAGGUGCCGAUUUCUUGCGAGUGAUGGCUCAAGAGCAUAGCGUGUGUGGUCGCAAUGACGAUUGGCGCUGCACGAGCCGACAUUGCUACUGGAAGCGGAACAUCCACGUGCCUUUCUUGCACUUGCAACGGCAGGAUUGGCAGGAUACAGCCUGGACCGAAGACUUUGGGUGGGAACAAACUUGGAAAUCGUCUGCCCAGGAACAAAAUAGGAAGGCAAAGACCACCACACAAACUGCAGUCAGCAACCAGCCAAAAGCUGCAAAGAUGAUCGAGCCCGUUGAGGAGCUCUUCCGGAGACACGAUGAACAGCGUGAACAGUGGGUUUCAGCAAGCAACGAUGAAAAAGGCAAGCAACGGUGGGCAGUGAAACAGGUUGAAGAACCUGCAGUAGACUGGGCUGAGAGCGGAAACCAGGAUCGGGCGCUGGUUGGCCAUUCAAAGGGCUCUGGUGCAGCACGAAGCAACGCCAAAGAGCCGGAGUCAGACAAGACAAAGGUGGAUGUGAAAGAGGAGAUGAAACCGCCAAAAGCAGAGGAGCCCAAAGAGCCCAAAGAGCCCAAAGAGCCCAAAGAGCCCAAAGAGCCCAAAGAGCCCAAGCCAUUGCCCAAAGAUGCAAAGCAGAAAAAAACCAAAGAAGCCAAACAGGACAAAAAACUCAAGAGAGAAAUUGUGACCCAGGUCAAGGAAAGAGAAGCGCCAAGAGAAGCACCAGAGGCUGCACCCAAAGAUGCAAAGAAAAAACUGAAGGAACCCAACGACCCGAAGACUUCUGAUGAGAAAGAAGACGCGAAGGACAGUGGCAUGCAUACUGCAUGGGGCAGGAAGGGAAAGGAACCAUUGCAAAGCGUUUUAAGGGACCCCACAAUGACAGCUCUUGAUGGUGGUAAGGCAGCCAAGCUCGAAGCACGAACACUGCUGGAUGCACCCAAGAUCCCCGAUGGCAAGAUCGAGCAAAAGUGGGCUAAGAAAGGACCACGGUGGCAUAUGGUGUCCUCUGAGUUGUGA
This is a messenger RNA of Cladocopium goreaui, 1594 nucleotides long. Lineage: Eukaryota; Dinophyceae; Suessiales; Symbiodiniaceae. The record is from the annotation of a GenBank genome assembly.